AGUCACAAUGCUGUGGAGAGGGUGAAUGGGUGGGGUGGUAGUGGUGGUGGUGGGUGCAUUUAAGAGAGCAGUAGGUGGGAGUGGAGUCUGACCGCAGAGGGUCUACUGUUUAAGAGAAAGAGAAUUCUCUCUUUCACUCACUCUCUCCCUCCCUCUCCCUCUCUCUCUCUCUCCUCACUGGCUGCACAUCAGCCGGCUCUCUAGGUAGACUCGAGUAAACACUCAAAGAGAACAGAGAGAAGAGGGAAGAUGACAGAGCUGUCAGCACUCUGAGAGAUACAGACCGGUGAGAACAUUUGUCAGGGCUGGCUGAUAAGACUCUCAACACGGCUUCUGCUUAGGUUUUCUCAUCAGUGGAGAGGCUGUGAGCGCUGUGUGCGAGCUGCCUCCUCAGACGCUGCAGUGCCGGGACAUCAUCAUGGGGAUGAAAGGCAUCUUCUUGGGCUGCUUCACCGUUGCCCUACUCCUCCAGCUCUCCUCAGCUGGCCUGGUCAAGAAGGUCAUUCGCCACCGGAGAGAAGCCCUGAUGCCCAAGAAAACCCAGGAGAACCUCACGCUGCCCCACCCCGACCAGCCCGUAGUGUUCAACCACGUCUACAACAUCAACGUCCCCUCCACGUCCCUCUGCUCCGUGGACCUCAACUCACCUGGAGGCACCGAGCUCAAACACAAGGCCGCCCCAGUGGACAUGCAGAACACCGAGCACAUGGAGCACACGGUGGAUGGCGACAAUCAGAUCGUUUUCACCCACCGCAUCAACAUCCCCAAGCAGGCGUGUGGCUGCGACAGCCAGCUGCCAGACAUCAAAGACAUCCUGAACAGGCUGGAGAUGCUGGAGUCGGAGCUGUCUACUCUGAGGGAGCAGUGCAGCAGCGGAGCAAGCUGCUGUGGAGCUCAAGUUACCGGUGAAGUGUCCACAAAGCCCUACUGUAAUGGACGUGGGAACUGGAGCACUGAGACCUGCAGCUGCGUUUGUGAGUCCGGAUGGAGGGGCCCCAAUUGUACCGAGCCUGAGUGCCCCAACGACUGCCAGGACCAGGGCCGCUGUGUGGACGGCAAAUGUGAAUGCUUUGAGGGCUUCGGUGGGGACGACUGCGGUAUUGAGAUGUGCCUGCUGGACUGUGGAGACUACGGUCAUUGUGUUGACGGGUCCUGCCUCUGUGAAGAGGGCUUCAUAGGUGAGGACUGCACCCAGACCAACUGCCUCAACAACUGCCUGGGCCGCGGCCGCUGUGAGGACGACGAGUGUGUCUGCGACCAACCCUGGACGGGCUUCGACUGCUCUGAACUCAUCUGUCCCAAUGACUGCUAUGACCGAGGACGCUGCAUCAACGGCACCUGCUACUGCGACGAGGGCUUCACUGGGGAGGACUGUGGCGAGCUCAGUUGUCCUGGCAACUGCAACAACCGUGGCAUGUGUGUGAAUGGCCAGUGUGUGUGUCAGACCGGCUACAGCGGAGAGGACUGCUCAAAACUCACCUGCCCCAAAAACUGCAAUGAGAGAGGCCACUGCUUUAACGGCAAAUGCAUCUGUGAUCCAGGAUUCGAAGGCGAAGAUUGCUCCGUCCUCUCGUGUCCUGACAACUGCAGCAACAGAGGCCAGUGCAUUGCCGGAGAAUGUGUGUGUGACGUAGGCUACCAGGGUGAAGACUGUAGUGAGCUCUCCUGCCCCAACAACUGCCAAGACCGUGGCCGCUGCGUUAACGGGCAGUGUAUCUGUGACAAAGGCUUCGCAGGGGAGGACUGCAGCAUCAAGACGUGUCCCAAAGACUGCAUGGGACGUGGAGAGUGUGUGGAUGGGAAGUGCGUGUGUUUUGCUGGGUUUACAGGGAAGGACUGCAGCGAGCUGACCUGCCCCAAUGACUGCCUGGACCGCGGCCACUGCAUCAACGGACAGUGUGUCUGCCAUAAGGGCUUCACCGGUGAAGACUGCAGCGAGAAGACGUGUCCAAAGAACUGUCUGGACAGAGGUUACUGUGUGGAUGGCACCUGCGUGUGUUAUGAGGGUUUCACCGGUCCGGACUGCUCCACGCUGACCUGCCCAGGAGACUGCCAGAACCAGGGCCGCUGUGAGAACGGAGUGUGUGUCUGUGACGAAGGCUUCAUCGGAGAGGACUGCUCUGACGUGUCUCCACCCAAGGACCUAACAGUGGUGGAGGUCACCCCAGAGACGGUGGACCUGUCCUGGGAAAAUGAAAUGCGUGUGACGGAGUACCUGAUCACCUAUAUGCCCACGGCCCCUGGAGGUCUGGAGCUGGACAUGCGUGUGCCCGGUGACCAGAAGAUGGCCACUGUUCGGGAGCUGGAGCCCGGCGUGGAGUAUCUGAUCAGCGUCUAUGCUGUGCUCAGCAACAAGAAGAGUGUUCCUGUCAGCGCUAGAGUGGCAACACAUCUUCCUGAGCCUGAGGGACUCAAGUUCAAGUCAGUGCGGGAGACGUCAGUGGAGGUGCAGUGGGACCCGCUGGACAUCCCCUUCGAUGGUUGGAACCUCAUCUUCAGAAACACAAAAGAGGAGGACGGUGAGAUCCUUAACUCCCUUGGCCGCCCAGAGACCACCUUUGAGCAAUCUGGUCUGGGUCCAGGCCAGGAGUAUGAGGUCAAACUGGAGGUGGUGAAGAACAACAAGCGUGGACCGCCUGCCUCCAAGAACGUCGUCACAAUGAUCGAUGCCCCCAGCCAGGUGGACGUCCGCGAUGUGACCGACACGACGGCGCUGGUGACCUGGUUCCAGCCCGUGGCGGACGUGGACGGGGUCAGCGUCUCCUAUGGCCCCCACUCUAACCCUGCCGACCGCAGUGUGGUGCAGCUGUCCUCCACCGACACCCAGUACCACCUGGGAGGCCUCACCCCCGACACCCAGUAUGAGGUGUCUCUGACGGCUCGGAGGGGCGACCAGGCCAGCAAUCCUGUCCAUGAAUCUUUCCUUACAGACCUGGACGCCCCCAGAGACCUGCAGACGGUGGAGCUGACAGACGAGAGCAUCACUCUGGAGUGGACGAACAGCCAGGCACACGUGGACAACUACCGCAUCAAGUAUGGCCCUCUGUCUGGAGGCGACCACGGAGAGCUGCUGUUCCCAGGACCCAAGGACUCCACCCAGGCCAAGAUCACUGGCCUUAGACCCGGUACAGAGUAUGGGAUGGGAGUGACGGCGGUGAAAGAUGAGCGGGAGAGUCUGCCUGCAACCACCAACGCAGUGACCGCCCUGGAUGCCCCCAAAGACCUGAGUGUGGUGGAGGUGACAGAGACCACCAUGAUCCUGGAAUGGAAGCGACCCCUGGCCAAACUAGACUCCUACAGACUGGUCUACAUUUCAGCCGAUGGCCACCGGGCUGAAGACGUUGUCCCAGGCAGCUCUGAGUCUCACACCCUGAGGGCCCUGACGCCCGGCAUGCUGUACACCAUCAGCAUCAGUGCAGAGAGGGGCCGCAGGACCAGCGUACCCGCCACCAUCUCAGCACCCACAGAGGAAGAGAAGCCCGUGGUGACCAACGUCACGGUCAGCGACGUAUCAUGGGACAGCUUCCUCCUGUCCUGGUCUGCCAAGGACGGGGCGUUCGAAGCCUUUCUGAUCGAGGUUACCGAUGCAGAGACGGGCGCUGAGUGGCAAAACCACACGGUGUCCGCCGAUGCUCGCCGUCUCAGCAUCACUGGCCUCUCCCCAACCACCUGGUACAGGGCCAGUUUGUACGGGGUGUACAGGGGGGUCCUCUUAGACCCUGUGUUUGCAGACACCAUCACAGACCUGGGUUCACCCAAAGGCAUCCGAUUCUCUGAUGUCACCGACACGUCUGCCACCGUCCACUGGGUGACUCCCAGAGCUCGGGUGGACAGUUACCAGGUCACCUAUGUGCCGGCCCACGGAGGUAAUGCGAAGACACUGACGGUGGACGGCUCUGAGUCUCAGACUGUGCUGCCCAACCUGACGCCCGGGGUCACGUAUGAGGUCACUGUUGUCGCCGUUAAGGGUCAGAGGGAGAGCGAGCCUGGAUCUGACAGCGUCACCACAGCUCUGGAUAAACCCCGUGGUCUGACUGCAGUUAACAUCACCGACACUGAAGCUCUGCUGCUCUGGCAGCCGGCUAUUGCUACUGUAGACGGCUACGUCAUCACCUACACAGCAGAUUCAGUGGCUCCAGUCAUGGAGCGAGUGUCUGGAAAUGUGGUGGAGUUUGAGAUGAGCUCUCUGACGCCGGCGACACACUACACUGUGAAGGUCUACGCUGUGAGGGAUCUGGCCAAAAGCGCAGCCACCACAACCGAGUUUACCACCGACGUGGACGCCCCUCAGGACCUGGCAGCCAGUAACAUCCAGACAGAGAACGCCAUGCUGACCUGGAAGCCUCCUCGCGCUGACAUCACCGGCUACAUCCUCAGCUUUGAGCCUGUAAAAGGCACCCCACGGGAGGUGAUCCUGAGUCCCACUGCGGUGUCGUACAACAUGGCUCAGCUCAGAGCCUCCACAGAGUACUCCAUCAAGCUGCAGGCCCUCGCUGGUCCUAAGAGAAGCAGAGUCAUCACCACCGUCUUCACCACCACUGGCGUGCUCUACAGACACCCCAGGGACUGCUCCCAGGCGCUGCUGAACGGUGACACCUCCUCAGGCCUGUACACCGUCUACCUGGGUGGAGAUGAGAGCCAGCCCCUGCAGGUCUACUGUGACAUGGGUACUGAUGGAGGCGGAUGGAUCGUUUUCCUCCGACGCCAGAGUGGCAGACUGGAGUUUUUCCGUAACUGGAAGAACUACACAGCCGGCUUUGGUGACAUGAAUGAUGAAUUCUGGCUCGGUCUGUCCAACCUGCAUAAGAUCACAGCUGGAGGUCAGUACGAGCUGCGAGUCGACCUGAGAGAUAAGGGAGAGACUGCCUACGCCCAGUACGACAAGUUCUCCGUCUCUGAACCUCGGACCCGCUACAAAGUCCAUGUAGGAGGAUACAGCGGCACAGCAGGUGACUCUAUGACCUACCAUCACGGUCGUCCAUUCUCCACCUAUGACCACGACAACGACAUCGCCGUCACCAACUGUGCUCUGUCCUACAAGGGAGCCUUCUGGUAUAAAAACUGCCACCGGGUCAACCUGAUGGGACGAUAUGGAGAUAACAGUCACAGCAAGGGUGUGAACUGGUUUCACUGGAAGGGCCAUGAGCACUCGAUUGAGUUUGCUGAGAUGAAGAUUCGGCCAUCGAACUUCAGAAACCUGGAGGGAAGGAGGAAACGAUCAUAGAUAAUCUGGAAAGUUCAGCCACCGUGAAACAACAACAACAACAUUACUGCUACUAUUCUGUCUGGACUCCCCGUAAACCACCUCAACUUCCACACCCACCCAUCUUGCAGCGACCAAAGCCACUGCCAAGAGCCCUGCUGCCUCCACGCAAAACCAACACUCCUCCCCUCAUCCAAUCUGCUCAAAGAUCAGCCUCGACUCCAUGAACCUCUCCCCUCCCUCACACUUCCCCUGUGAUACGGUUGUGCAAAUGCUGCCAGUGCGGAAAUCGAUGUGCAUGCUACAAACUGGACUUAAUUCAAAGCCCACACAGAUUCUGCUCACGCACCAAAGAGAGCAACUUCAUCUCACCUGAUUCUGAUCCCGUCUCUUGUGUUGCAGCGUUCGUGGGGAGGCGUGAGUGCAGCUCAGGCAACAUGCUGUGUACAGUCAUUAGUACAGUUCCCUAUUUCACAUUUACACCAUGUCUGGGGUUUACAGAAAAGACAGGCUGUUUAUAGUACCACGUGGUCCUGUUUAGAACCAGGGCCUCUUUGCUAAAAGCGAUAUUUCAGCUGGGUUAUCAGAGAAAUUCUGUUGGUUGUACAACACUGUACAAGUAUACAUCUGACUUAAACAUUUGAAAAGAGAUGCUCCUCAGAUGGCACUGCUCAGAUAUCUCCAUCUAACUUGCCAUUUGUUUGUCUUUGUGCAACUUAACUUGUCUCAGUGUCACUUUAUUUCACCCCCAUCCCUCCACACGAGCCAACAUCAGAAGUGAUAGCGAUGGAAAUGAAAAGAGAAAAAAAAUCUAUGGAAAAGUAUUUUACCCUCCGCGUCCCAUGUCCAUGGCGAUGUUUCCAUUUUUGACGUGAGCCCUUGAAGGCGUCAUGCUGCAGCCACAGUAUUGUGUUUGAAAAAGCUACAGAGAAAAGAAAUUUUGUUUUGUUUCUCAAAUGAAUCUGAGGCAGGACCUAUUAUUCAGUGUAUAAUGACAUGCGGUGAUUACAUUUUUUGUUCUUACUUUUUGGAAAAUGUGAAUACAGUACGUAUAUGUGCAACUAGAGAAUGUUAUGUGAUGCUCGAAACAUUGAAAAAGGCCAACUCCAAUUGAAUUCCAGUUGUCAUAGUAAGGUCUCUGUGCUUAUGUUGAUGAAAUAGUGUUUGGACAGGCCAAAACUAGAGAACUAGUUACUGUUUCUCCCCCCCUGCCCUCCCCAGGACCCACCCACCUGCCCCACACCCUCCCUUCUCCCCCUCUGCUACAGCAGGAUACUAAACCACUGACCUUCUAAAGAAUGCCUGUGUAAAUUAAGUUUGUUUUUAUUGUUUUGUUUGUUUAUAACUGGGUGAAAAACAGGUGUUUCUCUGUGAACUGUAUUACAAUAAAACAGUUUGUUUAAAAGUA
Molecule: messenger RNA, 6611 nt
Organism: Acanthochromis polyacanthus (spiny chromis)
Lineage: Eukaryota; Metazoa; Chordata; Actinopteri; Pomacentridae
Product: tenascin-like
Molecular function (GO): protein binding
Source: RefSeq, a predicted model, not a curated record